Symbiodinium necroappetens is the source of this 609-nucleotide messenger RNA. NCBI's taxonomy places the organism in Eukaryota, Dinophyceae, Suessiales, Symbiodiniaceae. The record is from the annotation of a GenBank genome assembly.
GAAGCUCUGGGUGGGCCAGAUGGGCUCCUGGUCGAGGAACUGAAGGCGUUGGGUGUCCCUGCGACGACUGCAGGUGAGGCGAAUCUAUCAGCACCUGUGUUGGAGCAUGAAGCCAGAGUCUUCCUUCGCGAGAAGAAGUCACAAAGGUACCUGUCCAUAAUCAGCUCAUCGACUGAUGCUUGCAUCAUGAUGACCGAGCUGCCCGUCUCGCUUUUCGUGUGCUACUUUCUCGGCAAAGGCCUCUCGAAGGCCUGCGGCUCCUUCAGCACGGAGGUCUCGGAGGAGACGGAUGUUUCGUCAUUUUCUUCGCAGUUGUCCAAGUCAAGGCUGGCUGAGCUCGAAGGCGAGACUCUGGAAUUUGGCUUGGCGCACGAGGGAGUCCCGUCCUGUGGCCGCUUUCUGGGCUCCCGAAGGCGCUGGACAGAAGUGGAGCUUUGCUGCUCCAGUCGCAGCUUUGGCAAACGUGAGCGCUGGAGUCGUGGAUCAGGUGCUUCCUUGCAGCACCAAUCCAGUGGUUUGUGGCUCUGCGUGGACCCGUGCAGUCCGAACAAAGUCAGCUUGAGCUCGCAAGAGCACAGUGCUUGGGAGGCUGGGGCAGGGUCUGGUUAG